AUGCUUCCCCCACGACGAGCGGUCAUCUUCCUCGGCGUCUGCUUCUGCCUUAUCCUCUUCCUCACAGCCCGAGCCCUAUCCCGACCUUGGAAUGAGGUCCCCCAAGUAAUUGGUCUGGGCGACCUGGUCAACCAGAACGACACAAGCUGGAACUUCACGCGUGGUCACACCAACAAUGACCUCUACGCGCCACCCCCACACUUUGUACCGGGGAUCCCCAAACCCCUGGGCUACCAAUACUCCAAAGUGAUGGUAGUAACGCGGACCAAGGAGGAAGACACAGAUUGGAUCGCCAAAGAGCUCCCAGACUGGGGCACAGCCAUCUACGUCGCAGACGACCCAUCCGCGCCCCUCCACCCACCCAAAAACAAAGGCCACGAAGUCAUGAUCUACCUCACCUACCUCAUCGACCACUACGACCAACUCCCCGACGUCGCUGUCUUCAUGCACUCCCACCAAAACGCAUGGCACAACGACGAGCUCGUCGAGGGCGAUGCAGCUCGUCUUCUUCGCAGGUUGAAUCUCAACCGCGUCAUCCGUGAGGGCUACAUGAAUACCCGCUGUGGGUAUGGGCCUGGUUGUCCGGCUUGGAUGCACCCGGGUGCCGUGGAAGAAGACGAGUCGAAACAGGAGGAGAUCAUGCUUGCGCGGGCGUGGGGUGAGCUCUUCCCUGACCAGCCUAUCCCGUCUGUCCUGGCGCAACCGUGCUGUGCGCAAUUUGCGCUAUCGCGGGACCGGAUCCGGUCAAUCCCGAGGGCGCGGUAUGUCUUUUAUAGGGAUUGGUUGUUGUCGACUGACUUGAGUGAUUAUAUUACUGGUCGGAUUUGGGAGUAUCUGUGGCAGUAUAUCUUCACGGGCGAGGCUGUUCUCUGUGUUGAUGAGAGUGUCUGUCUUUGCGAUGGGUAUGGCUUCUGUUUUGGAGGUGAUGAGGAGUAUAGGGCUUAUCAGCAGUUGGGGGCUGAGAAGAAAGAACUCCAGGAACAGUUUGAUAUUUGGGUUUGGUUUGCUGCUGAUGUUCAGUCAUCCCAGAAUGGCGAUUCGGAAGGCGCCACACCCGAGGAGGGGGCUGACAUUCACCAGCAGCUGCAGGAUAAGCAGAAGCAAGUCACUGAGGCUCUGUACAAUGCCAAUCUACGUGGGAAGAAUCCCCGACUCCGUGCUGAAGAGGUUGGUCGGCCUUGGAAAGAGGGCGAUGGGUUCUGA
Penicillium salamii is the source of this 1203-nucleotide messenger RNA. The record is from the annotation of a GenBank genome assembly. NCBI's taxonomy places the organism in Eukaryota, Fungi, Ascomycota, Eurotiomycetes, Eurotiales, Aspergillaceae.